UUUCCGCAAGGUGGCGACUACGGCGGGCGCAGACUAAACCAACAGACGUGCGACUUUUUUCUAUACGAAAAGCCUAAGAGCAAGUGCAAAUCCCGAGCAACGCAAUGGCCGCUAGAUUCAUACAGAAAAUUGUCAACACAACUCCCGCGGCCAGCCGGGCCUACUCGUCCGGGGCCAAGAAGGUCACGCUGAUUCCCGGCGAUGGCAUCGGACCCGAGAUCUCCGCUGCCGUGCAGAAGAUCUUUACGGCCGCCAAUGUGCCCAUUGAGUGGGAGGCCGUCGAUGUGACCCCCGUUCGUGGCGCCGAUGGAAAGUUUGGCAUUCCACAGGCCGCCAUCGAUUCGGUAAACACGAACAAGAUCGGCCUUAAGGGACCCCUGAUGACCCCCGUGGGCAAGGGCCAUCGCUCGCUUAACCUGGCCCUCCGCAAGGAGUUCAACCUGUACGCCAACGUGCGACCCUGCCGCAGCCUCGAGGGCUACAAGACCCUGUACGACAACGUGGACGUCGUCACCAUUCGCGAGAACACCGAGGGCGAGUACUCGGGCAUUGAGCACGAGAUUGUCGAUGGCGUUGUCCAGAGUAUCAAGCUGAUCACCGAGGAGGCCUCCAAGCGUGUGGCCGAGUACGCCUUCCAGUAUGCCAAGAACAAUAACCGCAAGAAGGUGACCGUUGUGCACAAGGCGAACAUUAUGCGCAUGUCCGACGGUCUGUUCCUGCGUUGUGUGCGCGACAUGGCCCAGAAGUUCCCGGAAAUCCAGUUCGAGGAGCGUUACCUGGACACGGUGUGCCUGAACAUGGUGCAGAAUCCCGGCAAAUACGAUGUGCUGGUGAUGCCCAAUCUGUAUGGUGAUAUUCUGUCUGAUAUGUGCGCCGGUUUGGUCGGCGGUCUUGGACUGACGCCCUCUGGCAACAUGGGCCUGAAUGGAGCCCUGUUCGAGUCCGUGCACGGCACUGCCCCCGAUAUUGCCGGAAAGGAUCUGGCCAAUCCUACUGCCCUGCUGCUGUCUGCAGUGAUGAUGCUGCGCCAUAUGGAGCUCAACCAGUAUGCGGAUAAGAUCGAGCGCGCUGCCUUCGAGACAAUCAAGGAGAGCAAGUAUCUCACUGGCGAUCUCGGUGGCCGUGCCAAGUGCUCCGAGUUCACAAACGAGAUCUGCUCCAAGCUGUAGACGGCAGAGCGGCAGAACCGCCCACUCCCCCACACAAAAACUGUAGCCAGUAUAUCGUCUCAUCAACAACAACAACCGAAGAGAACCGAAAACAUCAGAUUGAAGCAGAAGCAGAGUCAGAGGAGAGGCCUCACCAUGAGGAUGCAGCAUGAACAACAGCAACUGAACACUCGCCCUUCGAAACCAAAAAAAAAAAGAAAAGAAAAGUUAAAUCAAUAUGUAGCAGCAAUAGCCACACUCACAACACCUUGCCGCCAGUUUCCAGCGUUUAAAAGCCCUUUCAAAAUUCUGCCAAAAAGAAAACAAAACCCCAAACAAACAAAAACAAAAGUCAUCAAUCAAAGUGAAAGAGAAAAAGAGCUACCCAAAGUAUUUUUAUGUUCGAAUACUUAUGUAUAUUAUUUAAUUUGCUUAGGCCAAAAUGCUAGCAAGUGUUGAAAUUCGUUAGUUUUGCCAAUUCUACUUGCUUGCUUGUUAGUAAAGUAUUUUUUGUAGCCAUCCAAAACCAGAGAACCCUGAGCUAUUAUUGUCUAUAUCGAUCCUAUAUGCCGCCAGGUAAUUGUAAUUAUUUAUUGAAUAUUCAUUGAUUUAAGCCCCCCAGACCCAGCCCCCAAAUUAAGUAAAAAAGAGUAAAGAGAAAAGGCAAGCAAAGACUAGUUGAGUGUAAACGGUUACAAUAAUUUUAUGAUGGAAGAACCACAACAACAGCAAACCAAGAGAGCAAAUACACACAAAUGCUAUGAAAUGAAAAGCAAUUGUUAUUGAUAAUUAAGCGGAAUGUAAUGCGAAAGCAUCAUGCAAUUGUUAAAACUCAAUAAAGGAAAAACUAAAUACCCAAA
Messenger RNA from Drosophila kikkawai, 2008 nucleotides. It is a transcript of the gene Idh3a, whose product is annotated as isocitrate dehydrogenase [NAD] subunit alpha, mitochondrial. NCBI's taxonomy places the organism in Eukaryota, Metazoa, Arthropoda, Insecta, Diptera, Drosophilidae. The record is from RefSeq and is a predicted model, not a curated record. Gene Ontology annotation, cellular component: mitochondrion. Gene Ontology annotation, biological process: tricarboxylic acid cycle; isocitrate metabolic process. Gene Ontology annotation, molecular function: NAD binding; isocitrate dehydrogenase (NAD+) activity; magnesium ion binding.